Molecule: messenger RNA, 3948 nt
Organism: Diaporthe amygdali
Lineage: Eukaryota; Fungi; Ascomycota; Sordariomycetes; Diaporthales; Diaporthaceae
Product: dna repair protein rad50
Exons: 1
Coding region: 1-3948 (1315 amino acids)
Biological process (GO): telomere maintenance via recombination; telomere maintenance via telomerase; chromosome organization involved in meiotic cell cycle
Cellular component (GO): Mre11 complex; condensed nuclear chromosome; nucleus
Molecular function (GO): single-stranded telomeric DNA binding; G-quadruplex DNA binding; double-stranded telomeric DNA binding
Source: RefSeq, a predicted model, not a curated record
AUGUCGCGCAUCGAGGGAAUGACUGUCCAGGGAAUCCGUUCCUUUGGUCCCCUGGUCCGUGAACAGAUCACCCUCAAUACCCCGCUGACCUUGAUCGUCGGGUACAAUGGCUCGGGCAAGACAACCAUCAUUGAGUGUCUCAAGUAUGCCACAACCGGCGACCUGCCACCCAACAGCAAAGGUGGUGCCUUCGUGUACGAUCCCAAACUUCACACCAACAAAGAAGUCCCAGCUUCUGUGGUCCUCAAGUUCAAGGGCACGGAUGGGACGAGAUAUAUCGUCAACCGCCAUCUCAAAGUCACCUUGAUGAAGACUGGGAACCGCAAAUUCCAAACCCUUGAGACCUCGAUCAAAGAGGUCCUUCCCAAUGGAGAAAAAAACACCAAGUCGUCCAACGUUGGACAGGUCGAUGAGAUGGUGCCCAACCGCCUAGGUGUAGCACCUGCCAUCCUUGACUCGGUCAUCUUUUGCCACCAGGACGAGUCGCUCUGGCCCAUGAGCGAGCCAUCAGCCCUCAAGAAGAAAUUUGACGAGAUAUUUGAGGCCCAAAAGUACACCAAAGCCAUUGAACAACUAAAAGUGGUUCGGAAAAAACAGGCCGAGGAGCUUCGUAAACUCCAGGUCCAUCACAAGCACAACGAGGAGAACAAAGACAAGGGCCAGAAGAACCAGAAAUUGUGCCAGCAGCUGACUGAUGAAAUUGAGAAAUGCCGCGAGAGGGUGAGUGCCAUCGACAAAGAAGUGAACGAACUUCGGCAAGAAGAGAGAGCGUCCCGCGAGGAGGCCAACGAGUUCCUGAGUAUCAUGAACGACCUUAAAUACAACAUGGACCAGUUUCAGUUUAGGCAGAGCAAUGUCGACGAGCUUCGCGAAUCUAUUCAGAUGAUGAACGAGGACGACGAUGAGCUUCGGAGAGCACUCGAUCAGUACGGGACCCGACUUGAGCGACUGCAAACUGACAUCGACCAAAACUCGUCGGAUUACCGAAGCUUACAGGACGAGGUCAGCAAAACUGAGAACAAUCUAAAUACGAAGCUCGGCGAAAAGGGUAGGCUUCAGUCGGACAAGGACAAGUACGAACGCCAGCUGCAAACUCGCGUUGAAAUGAUCCAGGCAGCAGCGCAUGCCCAUGAGAUACGAGGGUUUGAUGGUGACUUGGAUGACGUCCAAGUUCGACUUUUUAAUGAAAAGAUCCACGGAAUCUUCAACAGCAAGAAGAAGGAGCACGAGCAGUUGCAAAGUCGGAUCUCGCGCGAGGCGGAUACGGCGAAUAGAGGCAUCUCAGAGCUAGAAAACACGAAAAAUGCCAAGACCUCCGAGAGGACAUUUGCGAAACAGAAAAAAGCCGAAAAUGAUCGCAAGGUCAAGCGUCUUCAGACAGACGUGGACUCGGUGAAGUGUGACGAGGUUCUCAUCGAUCGUCUUGAAAGUGACAAGACGUUGCUGAACGAUCGCUACCAACAAGCCCAGGCGGGACUUGUAAGCAAUGACUUCGAUGAGAAGAUACGAGAGACGCAGAAGGAACUGCGCGAGCUGGAGCAGCAGGGCGACGACCUAAACAGCGAGCUUGUCAACUGUACCCGGCUUGCCUCUGAGCUGGCUCAAUUGGAUCUACGCAAGACAGAAGCCCGAGACCGUGAGGCAAGCCUGAAUAAUUUGACCACGCGGUGGAGCAAGAUGCUCGGUGAACAGGUGCGACCUGACUGGAAAUUGGAGUCCCUCGAUGCCGAUUUCAGGGCCAAAUUGAGCGAGAAGACUGCUGCUCUAGACAAAGAGAAGGAUGCAUGUGACCAGUUGCAGCAGAAACUGAAGCAAGUGGAUUACAAGCUCUCUGAAGCCAGCAAGCAGCAUCAGAAGUUAACGGAUAACAAGGCGGUCAGUGAAGCAGCUGUUCUGGAUGUUCUCAAAGAAACGGUGGAAGAUCCAUCAGCAGUCACAAUUGAUGCAUACAACGACGAACUGGAAGAUCUGGAGACAACGAAAAUGGAACUCGAGAAGGAUUUGAGUUUGUUUGAUCAUAUGAAGCUGUACUGGACCCAGGCGCAGACUUGUUUGCAAACGAAGAACAAGUGCCACAUGUGCGAUCGUCCCUUUGACGAGGACCGCUCCAAAUCGAAACUUGUGGCAAAGAUUAACAAACAUCUCAACGAUGAAUCAAAGGCCGAGUUGGAGCAAGAAUUUCGUGAUGCUGAUAAGAAGUUGGACCGUUUGCGGGAGGUUCGCCCAAAACACGAUACUCUCUUGCGGCUUGCGAAAGAGUUGCCGGCAAGUGAGAAGGCGAUUGACGAAGCCAGGAGGGAGAGGGACGACGUCUUGGGAAAGCUCGAGGUGGCAGACAAGCACCGAAGGGAAGCAAGCGAGAAGAUGGAAGGGCUACAGUCGGUCUCUAGCGUCGUUUCUGAAAUCACGCAGCUGGCCAAGGCAAUCACGGAUGCAAAGGAGCAGAUCGAACAUUUGGAAAGAUCCCAGAAGCAGUCCGGCGGAUCGACACGUACCCCCGGAGAGGUGGACGAAGCACGGGCGAUCUGCACAGAAGAGACGCGGAAAGUCAAGAAGCGACUCGACAACCUGACUGCAGACAGGCAACGAAGCCGCGACCUCGUCAGCAACCUCGAACUAGAGAGCAGUAAGCUUGAUGGCAAGCUUGCUCAAGCGAGACAGCUUAUGGACAAAAAGCAGAGCUUAUCUAGUGACCUCAAGUCAUUGAAGGAGGACAACCAGGCGCAGGAUGCGAAGAUUUCCGAAAUUGAUGCGCAGCUCAUUGAGCUCCAACCCAAAAUCGAUGCCGCGAGAGCGCAGCGUGACGACGCUCUUGCAACUGGGCGCAGGAAGGCAGAAAAGGUAGCCGAGGAACGUGAUACCGUUGCACGCACCCUCAAUCAACUGAAGAUCAUUGAGGAUGACAUCCAAGCCUAUGCGGACCGCGGCGGGGAGUCCAAUCUGGCCUCGGUUGAGAGAUCCAUCCAGGGUCUCCAGCAACUGCUCACUCGACAGAAAGGCGAGAUGGAAGAACUCAUGAAACGCAUCAAUUCGCAGAAGGAGGAGCUGUCACAAGGCGAUUGGAAUAAGAAGAAUAUCAGGGACAACCUCAAGUUCCGAGAGAACUGCCUUCUCCUCGAAAAGUUGAAGGAGAAAAUCGAACGUUUGAAGUCCGAAGACGCGGAGAAGGACUACGACCGCCUCAUUACUCAAGCCAAGAAACUUGACCGCGACAUCAGUGUUCUCACAGCCGAAAGGAGCGAAGUGAUUGGUCAGAGCAGGGCCACGGACAACGACUUAAAGCGGCAGAUUGAACUCUACGAACAAGAAUACAGGGACGCCGAGGACAAAUUCAGAGAAUCCAGUAUUCAGAUGAUGGCUACCAAGGGUGCCAUUGCCGAUCUGGCCACAUUUGGCGACUCGCUGGACAAGGCCAUCAUGCAGUACCACUCGAUCAAGAUGGAGGAAAUCAACCGCAUCGCGAGUGAUCUGUGGCGCGCGACGUACCAAGGCACUGACAUCGACACGAUCGCCAUCCGCUCGGAGAACGAGAACGCGUCAUCGACUGGCACGCGGCGAAACUACAACUACCGCGUCAUCAUGGUCAAGCAGGACACAGAGAUGGACAUGCGCGGCCGCUGCUCGGCGGGACAGAAGGUGCUGGCCAGCAUCAUCAUCCGGCUGGCGCUGGCCGAGUCGUUCGGCGUCAACUGCGGACUGAUCGCGCUGGACGAGCCCACGACCAAUCUGGACAGCGACAACAUCAGGUCGCUGGCCCAGAGCCUGCACGGCAUCAUCAAGGCGCGCCAGGCGCAGGCCAACUUUCAACUCGUCGUCAUCACGCACGACGAGGAGUUCUUGCGCCACAUGCGGUGCUCCGACUUCUGCGACUCAUUCUUCCGAGUCAAGCGUGACGAGAACCAGUGCAGUACGAUCAAGAAGGAGAAUAUAUCAAUGAUUACGGACUAG